Molecule: messenger RNA, 378 nt
Organism: Verticillium dahliae VdLs.17
Lineage: Eukaryota; Fungi; Ascomycota; Sordariomycetes; Glomerellales; Plectosphaerellaceae
Exons: 1
Coding region: 1-378 (125 amino acids)
Source: RefSeq, a predicted model, not a curated record
AUGCGUUUCCGAAUGAUGCUUUCGGGAACGCCACCAAGCCACCUCGACGCUUCUCGUUGCAUAGUUCCUGGAGGAGCAGCCCGCUGGGAGAAUAUAUGGACUCCUGAGAUGAUUGUUGAUUCACAUAUUGGUAAGAGUUCGCGCGUGAAGUCUGUGGUUCUCCAGGUAGGGCGUCUCGUUCUCGCUGCGGCGGACGAGGUCAUGGAGCGUUUGACAACGGUCACCUCGGAUGUUUCUUCUGGGACAUGCGCCGCUCUGUUGUUGCCCGACUCUGGAGCUCUCCGUUGGCAAGGAGGGGCCAUUGAGCGUUGCUUGAGGACGCCUUGUCUGGAGUUGCCUUGCCGCUGGCGUGGCGGAUGGGACGUGUCUGUGAACUGA